Molecule: messenger RNA, 926 nt
Organism: Rhizophagus irregularis DAOM 181602=DAOM 197198
Lineage: Eukaryota; Fungi; Glomeromycota; Glomeromycetes; Glomerales; Glomeraceae
Source: RefSeq, a predicted model, not a curated record
AACGCAAUCGAAAUUGAGAGUUCGCCUCUUUUUUUUUCAAAUCAGUUGCAUUUUUCAUCACUCAUUCUGUAAAUUCAGAAUUAUUUUUACAAUUCCUCCGAGCAUAUAGUGCACUACUAAUUCAUCUUCAUAAAAUAUUGAUUUUUUUUUUAAACAUGGCCUACAAUUCUUUUUCGAGUUUCACAUCUAUGGGCUUGUUUUAUCUGUUGUAGCCGGAGAAACUGUGCCUUUGUUCGAUGAAGCGUUAUCGAUCGUGGAAAACAUUUACGAAGAUGCGCAGUAUAAUAGGAAAAGUUGUAUAACUUGUAGAAAAUGCUAAAAGAAAAUGAAGAAAAAUUUCGUGAAGAAGAUUAUUUUUUCAAAGAGUAUUCUGAUUUACGCGAAAUUCGAGAGAAUGAAAGUUCUUAUGGUAUAGAAGAUGAUUUGAUGCCAGAGAUAUCCAAUUAUACUAUCGAUACACUUCCAUAUGAGCCAUUACUUUCACUUAAAGAAGGUUACAAAACUCAUAAAAAAGGCGAUCAUCAAAAGGCGUGGAAAUGUUAUUGUAUUAAUGGUGAAAUUGAUAAAGAAAAAGGUAUAAACCUAUUGAAAGAAUCAGCUGAUGCAGGUAUAAAAGAUGCACAAUUUCGAUAUGCAUUUGUUUUAAGAGAAAAAGAAUCCUUUGAUAGUAAAAAUGAAUUUGUAAAAUAUCCUACACUAGCAGUGGUUUGGAUAAUUCAUGAUAUAAUUUAGGAGAUUAUAUAUUUUAUAUAUUAAUGGAAAACUUGACAUUGAAAAAGAUGUUGAAUAGGGGUUACGAUACUUAAGAUUAGCUGCAUACAAUAAACAUCAUGAUGCGAUUGAAAUGUUAAGACUAAUUAGCUAGGGACAAUAAAACUUGUGAUUAUUAUCUUAAAUUAUUAUGAUAAAUUUUAAAUUUGAGAAAU